Molecule: messenger RNA, 679 nt
Organism: Owenia fusiformis
Lineage: Eukaryota; Metazoa; Annelida; Polychaeta; Sabellida; Oweniidae
Source: the annotation of a GenBank genome assembly
GAACCAAAGAGGGGGACUUUGUUGUGUCCCUAAUGAAAGAAUUGAAAGCACACCUUAUAAAGACACUUGAACAAUUACAUGCAAAGGGUGUUUUGACAUUCAUCGGUCAAACCAAUCGUAACCAUACAGCUAUUUAUCCUCUUGGGACAGUAAGCAUUGAUGACAGCACACGUAGACCAAACAUACAUUUAAGACUUGGUGCUCCUCUAUGCACUGUUGAUGUCGAUCUGUGGUUCUGUGUGGAAGGAAGAACUACCAAAUUAGGACAUCAUGUGAUGAUCCCAAUUGAUGAAUCUGAAACCUUUAAACAAGAUUUCUGGAAAGAAAUUGUAGUAGAGCGCCCAAACGAUGAUAGAUAUAUAUUGACUGAUCCCCAUAAGCAAUUAUUAUGCACUCUGAAAUUGAUAUCACACAUAUAUAACAUGUUGGUGAACAAAGGUGAAUUACCCCAGACAAUACAAACUACAUGUAUUUCAUCAACUUCUUAUCUUAGCACAAUUGCACUACAUCAUCAGAAAACAUGUAUCUCAGACAGUGUUGGGGAGUGUUUCACUAACAUUGUAAACUCAGAAAGUGUAAAAUUGUUGGAUGAAUGCAGUGCAAAUUCUUUUCAUGUCUAUACACAAGACAUGUUCUACCCUGGAAGGAGAAUUUAUAGUGAUAAAGCUUAUACGAUAAC